Guillardia theta CCMP2712 is the source of this 3516-nucleotide messenger RNA. RefSeq lists its product as hypothetical. Bases 1 to 3516 code for a protein of 1171 amino acids. Lineage: Eukaryota; Cryptophyceae; Pyrenomonadales; Geminigeraceae. Gene Ontology annotation, biological process: double-strand break repair. The record is from RefSeq and is a predicted model, not a curated record. The transcript is spliced from 4 exons.
AUGCCGACGGACAAAAAGAGCAUUGAAGUGACAAUAUUGACAUCUAAGAAAAUCAAAGAGAAAAACCCGAACAUCACGAGCCCACUCAUUUUGAAAUACAAAUCAUCUCUGAGUUUACAGGACAUUUUGACCGAAGUGAACAAGAAGUUAGGACUAUCAGGAAAAGAGGGCUUCAAACUCUGCGCCGCGACUGGGCGUGGGAGGGAGCUGGCGGACAAUGACGAGCUCAACUCGUGUAUAAGCAAUGGGAAAUGUAGGUUGCGUUUCGUACAAGACGUGAAUGAUGUCUGCAUGGGAAUAAUGAGCACCGCUCCCGAAAAGCCACGAUUCAAAGAGGGCGCGACAUGUGACUACUCGCUACUGUCAGCCGUCGCUGAAUUGCUUGACAAUUCGAUCGAAGCGGUGAUGCGGAAUGGAAUGGAUGAGAAAACGAUUGUGAUUUGUUUCAACGUCAUUGAUAAAACUUUCUCCAUACAUGACAAUGGAGUUGGCUGUGAGGAUCCGGAAAGAUUGCUCCGGUAUGGAUCUGAAAAGGCAGAGGUAUCAGACAGAUAUAAUCCCAAGUGCAAGACGUUCGAUAGGUACACUUGCGGGAUGUUCUCACGGUAUGGAGUCGGAUCGAAGAAAGCAGGCCACUCCCUAGGCAUAAUCAUCAACAUCGCGAGUAAGGUCAAGGGAAGUUCAUUGAUCCACUCCACCACGGAUCGGGACGAGGAGAAAUGGGAAGCAGAGAGCUUUGAGCAAUACAUCGAUGAUGAUGAUGAUGAAAUUAGCAAGAGCUACUGCAAGAUCGACAUCGAUCAGUUCAAAACUUCGCUGCUCACAACCGGAGGCUCGUCAAGCACGCUCCAAGGAUGGGAGGAGGUCGUGAAUAAUCUUGGAAUGAUAUACUUCAUGUUCCUUGGUGACAAGAUGCCCGGAUAUCACUUUGUAGCCCGCAAAAUCCUCAAGUUGUUGGAUGAUACUUGCGUUCACAGAGAAGGGCUCAACAAGAUACGAAUGAACACGAAACCUGAAGUGAAGAGGAUGGAAGAUGACAAGCGCAAGCUGCAAGAGGCCAUGCGAGGUUGCAAGAGGGCGAAAACUUCUCCUCGCUUGAAUAUCAGCUGCAAGCUGAUCUAUCCUGAUGCGACUGGACUGAGACAGGAAGUGGAGGCUUCGCUGUCAAAAAGCAUUUCCUGUCUGAACACGCUGCUGAGCGACGCGGCCGUGGAUUGCUUUCCCAUACACAUAGAGCUGGAGAAAGGCAAUGUGGAUCAGCAAGAGGGUGGAUCGAUUGCGAUGGGAGCGCUCUUUUACUUCCCAAACAAGGACAACAAGGAAACCAUUCAAUACGUUGAUCGGUUCUUUGGACACUCGUCUGGAGAGGACAGAAGGUUUCUGGUUUUCUGGAUGGGGAGGUUGCUGCUAGCAGAUCAAUUCAUGCCAGAAUUUAUGAAGAAGGACUUAGCAGAGAGCAAGGUUCCUGUAAAAUGCCUCAAGAGAACAUUUGGCAUCCUCUUCCUCGACAGAGGUAUCGAACCCAAAUCCAACAAAACUAGUUUGAGCGACAACGUGAAUGGCCAAGAUUCUUACCUGGACCAAUUGCGCAAAGCUCUCAACGACACCAAACUUGUCAAUGCAUACCAUCUGUGGUUGAGGUUGUGCCACCGCAAGUAUGAUGACGAGUUGACCUUCGAAGACGAGCCAACGUACUGUGAAAAAGAAGGGAUGUUUGUGCAUCAGAAGAUCAAUUAUUGUGGUAAUGAGUACAAGAUUGGGGAUUACAUUGAGCUGUCUGAAGGAGAUGAAUUUAAAAGAUCCAAGCAGCCUAAAAACGUUAAAGUUGGGCAGGUGGUAAAGUUUCUCAAGGCAACCAAUGAUCAUGAAGGUUGCAAGGGCAAAGUUGUUUGCCGCGUCCUCGAGAAGAACAAUCGUUUGGAGGAAGACCAACGCUUUGAGAUCCCUGAUUGGUCCAUGAAACGACUGAGUGAUGAGGACUUUGAAGCUCGCAAGGAGAAGAACAAGUGCUCUAUCGUACACAGAGUUCAAUUUGUCAAUGCGAGCAAGAAGUUCACAGCUGGUGAUAGCACUUCUCCGUUUCAGCUCAAAUGCCUCAACCACCUAGGAAAGUCCAUCACCGUCGAACCAGAAUGCGACCUGAUAGUGACGCCAGAGGGAGGAGAAGACCAGAGGUUCAAGCUCAGAUACACCUUUAGUCCCUUCCUUCCCGAUGCCGACUUCUUGCAAAAAGCUGGGCAGUACACAGUUCGCGCAGUACAGCAGCAGGACAGCAGCAACCCGCUCAUUUGCGAUCCUUUUCGCUUCACAAUUCACCCAGGAGAUGUGAAGGACGUUGAGUUGCAAUUGGAAGACAGAGAUCUUGUGAAGAUGGAGCAUGGCAAGGAAUCUUCGUUCAAAGUCACCUUGUACGAUGAGUACAAGAACACCAUCCCGCCAAAGGUCUCGCACAAGCCCAAGAUUGAGGUUGCAUCGGGUCUUGUCAAGCUUGACGUCGAGCAUACGUUCGAGGGAUACGCGAUGCAGAUGAAGAUCGUGAGGGUGGAAAGCGAGAAAUGCGGAAGGUUCUCAGCGAAACUGGUCGUGAUGAGGGACGACGGGGAGGGUAAGGAGACACAUUUCAACAUUGAGAUCAGCCAUGGAGCCGCGCAAUCUCUGCAGGUAGAGCAGAGCGAAGGGCUGGAGCUUAUCAAUCGCUCUGUCCUCCCCGAGCUGACCUGCGUUGUUCAGGAUGGUUUCGGGAACAGGUGUACGAGGGUUGAUGAUGCCAUCCUGUACCUCACGAGCGCUGACCUCCACUUUGCUGAUUGUUUCAUCAGCGGCAAGGUGAAUCACGGAAAGCACACCUUCCAGACAGACAAGCAAGUUCAGAGUUUGUACUUCUUGAGCCCUGAAUCAGGUCAGAAAGAGGCAACAAGGUGCAGUGUUGUCAGAAGUUGGGAUCUCACAAAGAGAAACAGAGAUGAGUCAGGAGUUGAGCUGGAGGAGACGUGGAACGAAUUGAUCGCCAAGCAGCUCAAACCCAUCGGCUUUCUCAACCCUUUUCAUGGAUUCUUCUGCGUUGGGGACUGGGUGGAAGUUCUUUUCAAGUUAAAAACAGGGAGAAAUGAGUACCAUCCUGGUAGGAUAGAGUCAGUCUGCAAGGAGCAAGGGGGGAACACUUGGCGCAUCAAGUACUUCAAGCGUUCAGACAGCUCCCGUCUCCUCUUGCCCUUGCCCGAUGCUAGCGAGGUCUUGGACCCCAUGAGCCUCCACAGGAGAAUCUUCGUACUUCACGAAUCCCUCAAGGACAGUCUUGACCCCAGGGCUUUGAGCGACAGCGUCUACUUCGCGCCAUGCGACGACUGUCCUCGACAACUUGGAGCGUCAUUGGACGUCUUCUCGCACAGUCGAGACCAGCUGCUUCACCGGAGAGUCUCGAUGGCUCUCAAGCGAAGCGGCUCGCCUUGCAACUUCUCCAUCUGCCAGGGGGGGAGGACAGAGAGACGAUUGAAGCAGAGCAUGAUGCUGCCAUAG